AUGAUUUCCCAGAAGGUUGCGCAGCAGUCGCUGCGGCGGUUGGCCGUCCAACCGUCCUCGGCGCUGACCUCGUCCGUGACUAAGUUUGCCUCCCCUGCUGCCAUUGCGACUGGACGAUACAUGCAGAUGAGGCCAACUUCUUCGACCACGAACACCACCGACCCGACCAAGAUCCUUGCCCAGCAGCGUCUCAACCGCCCGGUUUCCCCGCACCUGUCUAUUUACCGCCCCCAGAUUACCUGGUACCUUAGUGCUCUGCACCGCAUUACGGGUACUCUUGCGUCAGCUGGGUUGUACGCCUUCGCGACUGCUUACGUCGCGGCGCCUUUGUUCGGCUGGCACCUUGAAUCCGCCUCAAUUGCUGCCGCUUUUGGUGCCCUGCCCAUUGCUGCCAAGUUCCUUGUCAAGCUUGGUCUUGCGCUUCCUGUCACCUUCCACAGCUUCAACGGCGUGCGGCACUUGAUCUGGGAUCUGGGUCGCCAGUUUACCAACAAGCAGGUCAUUAGGACUGGUUGGACUGUGGUGGGGCUCAGCGUGUCCACCGCUCUUCUGUUUGCGUUGUUGUAA
Messenger RNA from Rasamsonia emersonii CBS 393.64, 567 nucleotides. Its product is annotated as Succinate dehydrogenase (ubiquinone). Gene Ontology annotation, biological process: mitochondrial electron transport, succinate to ubiquinone; tricarboxylic acid cycle. The coding region runs from base 1 to 567 and encodes 188 amino acids. Gene Ontology annotation, cellular component: membrane. The record is from RefSeq and is a predicted model, not a curated record. Gene Ontology annotation, molecular function: electron transfer activity; succinate dehydrogenase activity. NCBI's taxonomy places the organism in Eukaryota, Fungi, Ascomycota, Eurotiomycetes, Eurotiales, Trichocomaceae. The transcript has 3 exons.